Triticum urartu is the source of this 961-nucleotide messenger RNA. The record is from RefSeq and is a predicted model, not a curated record. Lineage: Eukaryota; Viridiplantae; Streptophyta; Magnoliopsida; Poales; Poaceae.
AAAUAAAUCUGCCUCCCGAUCCCAUCUCGGUCUCCAAGCUCCAGCGCGCCGCCUCCUCCUGCCGACCACCCCGCCCCUCCCCGGCACCGCGCGCCGCCACGAACGCCGCGGCCGUUGGCGGCUCCCCCCGCCCCUGCUACUCUUCUCCGCUAUCGCCGCCUAGCCCCGCUGCCUCCUCUCCACCGGCGGGAUUCGCCGCUACCGGCCACCACCGGCCACCACCGAUCACCCCAAGCCCUCACCGUGUCGUCGGCGCGGCUUUGGUGACUCCUCCCCUGCUCCUACCUCGCCCCCACACGUAGCUCGGCCCACUGGAUGGAGCUCCUCCGCCCAGUGGUCAUGGCCAUGGGGUGCUCAAGCUCCUCCUCCGAUUAGUUCACCCCUCCUCUCUCUCUCCUCCUCCCUCUCCCUCUCUCUCUCUCUAAACUCAGCUCUGUUCUUCUAUUCUAGAUGUGCAGGGAGGAACGUUUCAUGGACAAUGAGGAGAUAUGCAAACCACGCCAUGACCUGAAGCUGCUGGAGCUGGACUUAUUUUGUGAAAUGGUGUUUCCGACACCACGUUGCUGCUGUCCCUCGGUUUGCUCUGCACACGGGUACUGGAACUACUUGUCGCCAAGGAUGAAGAGCUACAACGGUGUGCUCGCCAAGGCCAUCGACAUGGGCACCAGCCACCUCGUCAAAGGCAUCAUCGUGUGCAGCAAGGCCUACGCCAGCCAGGUUCAAAGGGGAGCCAACGUGAUUAGUCCUCAAGCAGCCAGCGGCGCGAGCAAAACGCUUGGGCGACACCGGUGGAGCUGACGGGAACAGCCAUGCAGGCUCGGCGACAAGGGUUUGGGUCAUCAGCUUUGGCAAGUGGCAGUACAAGUUCGGGCAUGACGAGCUUUAUUUCGUAAAGACGUGACUUUGAUGUUUGAAUCUUCCUUCUGAUCAUGUUAAUGAUAACGAGGCUCUCUUGAUAGAA